Molecule: messenger RNA, 2858 nt
Organism: Helianthus annuus (common sunflower)
Lineage: Eukaryota; Viridiplantae; Streptophyta; Magnoliopsida; Asterales; Asteraceae
Product: transcription factor GTE9
Exons: 11
Coding region: 419-2605 (728 amino acids)
Molecular function (GO): protein binding
Source: RefSeq, a predicted model, not a curated record
AUAAACACGGACAAAGAGAAAAAAUAAAAAAAUAAAAUAAAAACUCACUCACUUCAUCUCUUAAAUAACAGCCGUACGAUCAUUUAUUCAUCUCGUUCGGAGAAAGUUCUGCGCCCCCGUCGUGCUUUCUAGGGUUUCGACUUUCACAUUCUUUCAGCUUCUUUAGCUUCAAUUGCAGUACAGAUCUUCGCUUUUUUACGGUUAUUGUUCGUUAUUGGUUAGUUAUGGCUGAUGAUUAUCGUGUUAUGUGUUUCAAUUUCGUUGAAUAAAGCUUCUUUGCGGAUUUAAGUCGGUUUUCACGGACGAAUUUGGCCGAUUAUCGUUAUAAAGAAGAUUUCUACGGGAGCCGCAGGAAAUAUCUGGGCUAGGGUUUGAGAGACAGCGUUUUGAUUGGGGUGUAGUGUGUUGGUAGUGUGAUAUGUCAAAGAAGAAUAUGUUUCCUGAUGCGUAUUCUGGUGGAUUUCCUCCGAAUGAUGAAUCGGAAGGAUCUGGUUGCUCGGGACGUGAUGAUGUGUAUGCGUCUGGUUUUGAGGACUCAAGUGUUCAUACGAAGAAAUGGAUUAAGUUGAGUGCUGCAUUGCAUGAUGGUUUUGGUGUGCCUGUACAUGUUGUGCCUUUGUCGAAGCUGGCACCUGCAGAAAAAAAGAAGUGGCUAAUGCGUUUGAGAGGGGAGCUUGAUCAACUUAGGACAUUUCAGAAGAGAGUUGAUGUGGAUAAGCCUCAUGUUGUUACAAUGUCAUCUUCUAAUGAUGUUUUUAUCUCUGAGAAUGUCCAAGCGCCCCGCCAACCAAACAUGAAGAAGUCUUCUGGAUCUGGGAAAAGAUUUGAUCAGCAAGGUCAAAAGUCAAAGGGUCUUAAUCGAGGUGUUAUGGGAAGGUUUCAAUCCGUCAAUCCAGCAGGGGCUUUCAGUCCAAUAUUAAAGAAACAAUGUGAGAGCUUGUUGAAGAAGUUGAUGACUCACCAACAUGGUUGGGUGUUCAACAAACCUGUCGAUGUUGUUGCUUUGAAAAUACCGGAUUACUUCAAUGUUAUCAAGAAUCCCAUGGAUUUAGGGACCAUAAAAGAAAAACUUAGUUCAGGCAAAUAUUCCAGUCCACUCGAAUUUCUUGCUGAUGUCAGACUUACAUUCUCCAACGCUAUGACGUAUAAUCCUCCUGGCAACGAUGUCCAUAUCAUGGCAGAUGUUCUUAGUAAAUUCUUUGAGCUAAGAUGGAAGCCGAUUGAAAAGAAACUCCCUGUGAACAGUUCUCAACAACAAUUGCUUCAUGAAGAGAUUGAUUUAGUUAAGCCAGUUCCUCCUUCAAAGAAACGAAAAAUUACGUCAAUACAACAAGAACAGCUACCAGAUCCAGUUAAGCUGGUUAUGACCAAUGAAGAAAAGCAAAUUCUAAGUAGGGAAUUGCUAGCUCAUUUGGGAGAUAUGCCAGAUAAUAUCAUUGAAUUUUUGAGGCAACACAGCUCAAAUGGGAAUGAAGCUGGUGAGGAUGAAAUAGAAAUUGAUAUUGAUGAUCUUGACAAUGAAACCUUAUUCAAACUACGCAAGAUGUUAGAUGAUCAUGUGCGAGAGCUACAAAACAAUGCAAAAGCAGAACCUUGUGUCAUUGAGCUGCUUCAUGAAUCAGGGCUUAGCAACUCAACUAUGCAACUAUAUAGAGGGAAUGAUCCUGUGGAUGAGGAUGCAGAUGUUGGUGGGAAUGAGCCCCCUGUUUCAAGCUAUACGCCAGCUGGACAAGAAAAUGGAACAAGCAAGAAAAGUGACAUAGGGACGAUAUCAAGAACCUCAAGUGAUAUUAAUUCUAGAAAUGCUUCUGAAAAUGGACAAACUGGUGGGGCUAAAACUUCUAGCCUAUCAAAGCUUUCACAGAACGAUAUUGCUAGAGCUGACUUAGAGGACAAAGCAGUCACAAGUGACUUAAUUGAUAAUCAGUCAGUUAGUGGGUUGGACCAAGUGGAACAUAUGUCUCAGCAGAAACCGAACUCUGUUGAAUCUGAUAGCCAGAAAGAUGACGGAGAUAGUGCUCCAAAUUCUGGUCAGUUUUCGCCGGGGAAGUCGUACCGGGCUGCUGUUUUAAAAAACCGAUUUGCUGAUACGAUAUUUAAAGCUCGAGAAAAGACACUCAAUGAGGGGGAUCCUGAGAAGCUGCGUCGAGAGAAAGAGGAGCUAGAAAACCAGAAACGGAAAGAAAAAGCUCGGUUGCAAGCAGCAGCAGAGGCUGCCGAAAACGCAAGAAGGCGAGCAGAAGCAGAAGCUGCGUUAGAGGCAAAGCGAAAGAGAGACCUCGAGAGGGAAGCAGCUCGUCAGGCGUUAUUGAAGAUUGAAAAAACAGUUGAAAUUGACGAGACUUCACGGUUUAUUGAGGACUUGGAAAUGCUGAGGACCGAGCAAUUGCCAAUUUCAGCUGACGAAACGAGCCCUGAUCAUGGGUCACUGGAUGCGUUAGGCAGUUUUAACUUUGGGUCCAGCAAUCCUUUGGAACAACUCGGUCUGUACAUGAAACAGGAUGAUGAACACGAAGAAGAAGACGAUGAUGGUGAGCUCGAACCACCAGCCGUUGUUCCAGGUCAUCAGGUAAAUAUGGACGUGGAAGAAGGCGAAAUCGAUUGAGUGUUUUAGAAUAAUUAGUAUCAUCUUUUAUGUAUAGAAUGAUUUCUGGCUAUUAAGCCUUGUCAGGAACUGAAAAAAAUCAAAAAAAAAGAAAAAAGAAAAAAGAAAAAAAAAAGAAUUUAUAGAAUGGUGUUACUAAACAUUCAUUUUCAUGUGGUUUUGAUUUCUCUGCAUAUGUGAAUGAUCGUUUAUUAGUUGAUUCUAUAUUUGAUUGUUGUAAACUUUAACAGCUAAACCUUUUUUUCCCUUGGUG